AUGAAGUCGCGAAUAGGUCCCUCUCUGGUAGCGCUGGGCGGUUUACUUUCCCUGGCCAAUGCAAUCACUCUCGAUAUGAACAGCUUUGAUUCGAUCAAGUCUGUUACCUCUACUCUAGCAUACGACAUGAUGACAUACUAUUCAGGCAAUCAGUCCGGGCAAGUGCCAGGUCUGCUACCCGGCCCGUGUGACUCAACGGCUUGUUAUUAUUGGUGGGAAGCAGGCGCGAUGUUUGGAUCUCUGAUCAAUUACUGGCAGUAUACCGGGGACGACAGCUACAACUCCGUCGUGACGCAAGCUUUACAGUUUCAGGUUGGACCGGAAGAGAAUUUCAAUCCUCCGAACCAGAGCAAGAACAUGGGUGUGGACGAUCAAGCAUUUUGGGCAUUUACGGCCAUGGACGCUGCUGAGGCUAAUUUGCCGGACGUUGGUGGUGACGCUCCUUCUUGGCUGGCUCUGGCUCAGGCCGUGUUCAAUUUUCAAUCGACCCUUUGGGAUUCUGCCACUUGCAAUGGAGGAAUGAGAUGGCAAGUCUAUUCUUUCAAUGCGGGCUACAAUCUGAAAAACACCAUCUCCAAUGGCGGCAACUUUCAAUUGGCAGCGCGUCUGGCUCGAUACACUGGGAACCAGACGUAUGCAGACUGGGCGAUCCAGAUGUGGGAUUGGAUGGAAGCUAGCCCGCUGUUUCAAUAUCAGGAUGACGUUCUCUACAUCUGGGACAAUACGGAUGCAAACAACAACUGCACCGACGUGGCUCACUAUGCCUGGACCUACAACUACGGCACGAUGCUGAUGGGGGCUGCUGCUAUGUACAAUUUCACCAAUGGGGCCGAGCCAUGGGGAACGCGGGUCAACCAGAUCUUGCAGGGGGCAUUCAAUCUGUUUUUCCCCCAGGAAUACGGCGGCAACAUCAUGACUGAGUUCCAAUGUGAACCGACUAUGGUGUGCAACAACGACCAAAGCAGUUUCAAGGCUUACCUGUCUCGGUGGAUGGCCGUUACAGCCUUGAUCGUGCCCAGCACAUAUGACUUGAUCAUGCCCAAACUGCAGGCGAGCGCUGCAGCCGCGGCACAGCAAUGUAGUGGAGGGAAUAAUGGGCGAAUGUGUGGGCGGCGGUGGUAUUCAAGCUUUGACGGCUCCAUGGGCGUGGGACAACAGAUGCAAGCACUUGCGGUCAUCGGAGCAUCAACUAUACAUCCAGACAUUGCGCCCAAAACGGUGGCUACUGGAGGCACGUCGGAAAGUGACCCUGGUGCUGGGACUGGUGUCGAUGCCUCUCCGGUAGAGCAUUCACCCAUCACCAUGGGAGAUCGAGUUGGUGCUGGUGUCCUGACGGUAUUGUGUGCCGGUAUUAUUGUGGGGGGAGCGAUUUGGAUUAUGGUGUAA
Fonsecaea multimorphosa CBS 102226 is the source of this 1386-nucleotide messenger RNA. RefSeq lists its product as uncharacterized. Gene Ontology annotation, molecular function: mannan endo-1,6-alpha-mannosidase activity. The coding region runs from base 1 to 1386 and encodes 461 amino acids. NCBI's taxonomy places the organism in Eukaryota, Fungi, Ascomycota, Eurotiomycetes, Chaetothyriales, Herpotrichiellaceae. Gene Ontology annotation, biological process: carbohydrate catabolic process; fungal-type cell wall biogenesis. The transcript has 2 exons. The record is from RefSeq and is a predicted model, not a curated record.